Messenger RNA from Mesitornis unicolor (brown roatelo), 3089 nucleotides. It is a transcript of the gene PCNX2, whose product is annotated as pecanex-like 2 (Drosophila). The transcript is spliced from 14 exons. The record is from RefSeq and is a predicted model, not a curated record. Gene Ontology annotation, cellular component: membrane. The annotation marks the transcript as partial. NCBI's taxonomy places the organism in Eukaryota, Metazoa, Chordata, Aves, Mesitornithiformes, Mesitornithidae.
UUUUUUUUCUUUCUGCCUUCAUUACAGCUGUGAUAUUAUCCUGAUAACAGUUGCUGGGAUGAAACUCCUCCGCUCGUCAUUCUGUAAUCCUAUUAAUCAAUUUGUUACUUUGAGCUUUACUGUAAUAUUCUUCCGAUUUGACUAUAGAGAUAUUUCAGAAAAUUUCUUGCUGGAUUUCUUCAUGAUGUCCAUCGUGUUUCAUAAGCUAUGGGACCUACUGCAGAAGUUGCAGUUCAUCAUGACGUACAUUGCUCCUUGGCAGAUUGCCUGGGGAUCAUCGUUCCACGUUUUUGCUCAGCUCUUUGCAAUACCUCAUUCUGCUAUGCUUUUUUUUCAAACUCUGGCCACUUCAGUCUUUUCUACACCACUGAGUCCAUUUCUUGGUAGUGUCAUCUUUAUCGCAUCAUACGCAAGACCAGUCAAGUUCUGGGAAAAAAACUACAACACCAAAAGAUCGGACCAUUCCAACACCAGACUGGCAAUUCAGAUCGAAAAGGAUGCAGGAGACGAUGACAACAAUCUCAACUCCAUUUUUUAUGAGCAUUUGACAAGAUCUCUGCAGGAGUCUCUUUGUGGAGAUUUGAUUCUGGGCCGCUGGGGAAACUACAACACAGGAGACUGUUUUAUUCUGACAUCGGAUUAUUUAAAUGCCUUUGUGCACUUGAUCGAAAUUGGAAAUGGCCUCGUCACCUUUCAGCUUAGAGGGCUGGAAUUUCGAGGGACAUAUUGCCAGCAGAGAGAAGUGGAAGCUAUAACAGAAGGAGAUGAAGACAACGAAGGCUGCUGCUGCUGUAAGCCCGGGCACUUCCCUCACUUGUUAUCAUGUAAUGCAGCCUUUAACCUCCGAUGGCUGACAUGGGAAAUAACGCGAACCCAGUACAUCCUGGAAGGAUACAGCAUCAUUGACAACAAUGCUGCAACCAUGCUACAAGUGUUUGAUCUGCGGAGAAUACUUAUCAGAUACUAUAUAAAGAGUAUAAUAUACUUUACAGCAAGUUCUUCCAAAAUCCUUGACUGGAUAAAAGAUGAAUCUAUCCAAAAGAUACUGCAGCCUUAUGCAAAGUGGCAUUAUAUUGAACGUGACCUUGCAAUGUUUAACAUUAACAUAGACGAAGAUUAUGUUCCGUGUCUCCAAGGAAUAACUAGAGCCAGUUUCUGCAGUGUUUAUCUGGACUGGAUUCAGUUCUGUGCUAGGAAAAGGGCAGAGCACCUGGACAGUGAUGAGGAUUCUCCUCUAGUGACGCUUUCCUUUGCCUUGUGCAUACUGGGUCGAAGAGCUUUGGGAACUGCAGCUCACAACAUGGCUAUCAGCUUGGACUCUUUUCUCUAUGGGCUCCAUGCACUGUUCAAAGGAGACUUUCGGAUAGCAGCAAAAGACGAGUGGGUCUUUGCAGACAUGGAUCUGUUGCAUAAGGUGGUUGCCCCGGCAAUUCGAAUGUCUCUGAAGCUACACCAGGACCAGUUCACCUGCCCAGAUGAGUAUGAGGACCCAGCAGUUUUGUAUGAAGCAAUUCAAUCUUUUGAAGAAAAGGUGGUUAUUUGUCACGAAGGAGACCCAGCCUGGCGCAGCGCUGUGCUCUCCAACAGAGAGGAGCUGCUGACCCUGAGACACGUGGUAGAUGAAGGAGCAGAUGAAUAUAAAGUUAUCAUGCUCCACAAAAGCUACUUGAGCUUCAAGGUUAUCAAGGUCAACAAGGAGUGCGUCAGAGGGCUCUGGGCCGGACAGCAGCAGGAACUGAUUUUCUUACGCAAUCGCAACCCAGAGAGAGGAAGCAUCCAGAACAAUAAACAGGUCUUGCGGAACUUAAUUAAUUCUUCGUGUGAUCAGCCACUGGGAUACCCAAUGUACGUUUCCCCUUUAACCACCUCGUACCUUGGGACACACAGCCAACUGAGGAACAUCUGGGGGGGACCUGUCAGUUUGGACAACAUUACAAAAUGGUUCAGAUCCAAAUGGCUAAGGAUGCGGAAGGACUGCCAUGCAGCUCACCACGAGAGAGGUAACGUUGAAGAGGCGGACAGUGGAGGGGGGUCUUCGUCUAGCAGCAACUCCACAGGCAAUUCAAGCCAGAGCAGCAGCUCGCAGCCUACCAGAGAUGGAACCCCUCAGCUGCAAGCUUUGUCUCAAGAGGUCCACCAGCGUGCAGGCAGGAGAAAACCCAGGAGUCAGUCUGUCCAGGCACACACCGCUUUAAACCAAAGGCCCCCUGCUUCAAGUCACUCUGGACCAAUUGCAGAAAGCCGCCAGCCUUUCAUCCAAACAUCUACAUCUGCCCAUGAAAUUGCCCAAAGGCUUUCUAGUAGUCAGCUGUCAUUCCACAAUUCGGCAACAUCUGUGUUCUCCCAGUCCCCUGCCGCCCCUGUUGCGGGCCAGCUGACUGUGCAGGACCGAGCUGCAGCAAUGCUCCGGUCCAGCCUGGCCUCUUCCACCAGCUCAACUCUCAGCCUGCUCUUCGGCAAGAGGAGUUUUUCAAGUGCUUUGGUGAUUUCUGGGCUCUCAGCUGCAGACGGAGGUAACACCAGUGACACCCAGUCAUCCAGCAGCAUGAAUAUCGCCAUGGGUCCAUCCGCUAGAGCAGCAACUCAAGCAGCUCGGCAAGUCACUGAGACCUGUGAAGCCACCGACACUACAGAACCCAGACCGCGGCGAGAGGCAGGUCCAGCCCAUGCCAUAUUCCUCAGUCAGAACCUGGAAUGCAGAAGGGCCAGCCAAGAAGAUAUGGCCCUGGAAGACACCACUUCUCAGCAAAGCCUGUCCGAGGAGCAGUAAGGAGCAUUCCUCGCAAAAGGGCCACGUGCUGCUUAGAGUUAAAGACAGAGUUAGGUCAGGGAGCUGCACCUGGGUUUAGGUUCUUUCAAAUGUAACAAGCAACCUCCAAAUGUUUAUUUUUCUACCUUCUACACAAGAAUACUACAAGGCAGGUGUUCUUCAGCUAAAGGCCUUGGCAUGGGUAGGGUUGGAAGUUGUCCUACAAAACACACAGUGCCACUUCAUCUCAGGUUCUUGUAAAUCCCAGAGCAAUGGAUACAACCUGUUUAACGUUCCUUCCUCUGGAAAGGUUGGAGUCACAAAUGAAUACGGUGGGAAA